Messenger RNA from Aspergillus sclerotioniger CBS 115572, 1632 nucleotides. RefSeq names its product acyltransferase family protein. Gene Ontology annotation, molecular function: acyltransferase activity, transferring groups other than amino-acyl groups. The record is from RefSeq and is a predicted model, not a curated record. Gene Ontology annotation, cellular component: membrane. Gene Ontology annotation, biological process: polysaccharide biosynthetic process. Bases 1 to 1632 code for a protein of 543 amino acids. NCBI's taxonomy places the organism in Eukaryota, Fungi, Ascomycota, Eurotiomycetes, Eurotiales, Aspergillaceae. The transcript has a single exon.
AUGUCGUCGACCGACAAUGGACUCAGAUCCCCGCCUCCCGUCCAUAAUAUCCCCCUGAAUGAUCUUGAAUACGGCCUCAAUCGCCGUUCCCACGCCGCCAGUUGGUCGGACCUGGCCGACCCGGCGGCCCUCGCCCCUCACGUCAAGCAACAUCUGGAUCACGGCCUCGACCAUCUCGAUAAAUUCUUCACGCAGGUGGCCAUCUUCAUUACCCCGAGUUACCUCCAACAUUAUGUCGGCGGUCGGCCUCAGCCCCCAACGAAACCCCAUGCUAUCGCGGCGCUGGACGGCCUGCGCGGCUGGGCCUGCUUGCUCGUCUUCAACUUCCACUUCCUCUUCACAUACACCUGGAAGGUCGCCAUCGGUUGGGGGUUCAACAAUGAGAACUUCGGACUGCUACAGCUCCCCAUAUUGCAUAUGCUGGUGUCCGGCCAUAUCAUGGUGGCCAUCUUCUUUGUCAUCUCCGGUUACGUGCUCUCCUACAAGCCACUGAAGUUGAUCCGCAGUCGCUCUUGGGAACAGACAUUCACCGUCUUGGCUUCGUCCACCUUCCGUCGCGCACUCCGUCUCUACAUCCCAUCGGUGGUCGGCAUCCUUCUUGUCUUCGUCGCCGUGCGAUUGGGUGUUUACAACUACUCUCAGAAAGUCCUCGUGGAGGGCCACACCAUCCUGGGCACCAACGAACAACAUCCCCCAAUCAUGCGGUCUUUCUACAAACAAUACUGGGACUGGUACCUGACAAUCGCCCACCUGAUGGACCCCUUCAACUGGGGCCUCUACUACAACUACUAUAACCCGCACCUGUGGACCAUUCCGGUCGAGUUUCGCAGCUCCAUCGUGCUCUUCCUCACCAUCCUGGCCACCUCCCGCCUGACAACGACCGUGCGUCUCUCCCUUGUCAGCGGGCUAGUCUGGUUCUGCAUGCGCUGGGGUCGCUGGGACAUUGUCCUCUUCCUAUUUGGCAUGCUCAUGGCAGAAGUGGAUCUCAUCAACGGCACCUGGGAGCGGCCUGCGGAUGAGGGUGAGCCCUCGAAGCCCCGACCUGGCCACCGACGUUUCCUCCCCAAGCAGCAAAAUACCCUUCGGCAAUUACUUCCUUUCCAGCUCUCAACCCGCAACCUCUGGAUUGCCCUUUUCGUCCUAGGUCUCUACCUGGGAUCCGCCCCGAACACUGGCUACAAGUGGACUCCCUUCUACCGCUGGACUUGGAAGAUCACGCCCAAGACCUACCCGGAACCGCACCGUUUCCCCCAGACACUUGGUGCGGUCUUCAUCGUCUUCAGCAUCAACCACUCCAAGGACAUUCAAAAGCUCUUCACCACCUCAGUCUCUCAGUACCUCGGCAAGAUCUCCUUUGCCUUCUAUAUUGUCCACGGCCCCAUCCUCCACUCUCUGGGUUACUCACUCAUGCCAAACAUCUGGGCCUUGGUCGGCAAGGAGACCAACUUCCAGUACUGCCUGGGUUUCUUCAUUGGCUGGCUCAUCUGCCUGCCUGUCUCCCUGUGGGCUGGUGACAUCUUCUGGCGUGCAGUCGAUGUUCCUAGCGUCAGGUUUUCCCGCUGGCUUGAAGACAAGCUGAUUGUGAAAUCAACUAAAGUGGGGGCUUCAGGUGCGAAUUCACACCUGCAGUGA